CGACUGAUGUUGUUUCCCCGCAGACAUGUGUGGAGUCAUCAGGACCUCUGGAGAGAGGAUCGGGCACGAAAGCGAGGGGUGGAAAAAAGAAGAUGUACACUACUAAGCCUGCUGCGUUUGACAAAGGGAGAGGGAAAGCUACCGUGUUUGAGAAAGGGAAAGGGAAAGGUACUGCGUCUGGGAAAGAGAAAGAGAAAGUUGCACAAGAGGAGCUGCAAGUACCUCGAGGUCUCAUGCCAGGCGAACUUACCGACGAGAUGGCACGGGCCUGGGACGAACUUCAAAGUUUGCAGCUGAAGAAAAUCUCCCAAGAGCCAUUUUAUCUGCCCAUGACAUGUCUCAAGAGACCACCGGUGGAUGGGACCGGAAACAGGUCUUUGGAGGUUCGGGAGCCCGAUGAAGACCAUGUCUCGACGCUCAUGGACUCCAUGAUCGCUUGCCCGACUGGAGAUCAUCUUCCCUUCGUUGGUGUCGUGGAUCCAGACGAAGUGAAAGACAAGUCGGAAGUGGAUCUCGACCGGUUGAGAAGGGGCGGCUACAACAUUUACGUGCUUGGAGGUGGACAUUGUCGGGAGGCGAGAGAACGACCGAGACAGAUCUACCCGGAUAUGGACGACUACAACAGGAAUGUUUGCUAUGUCUAUGCAGGCCUUUCGACGGAUGAGGCAAGGCAGAUGGCACACAAGCACAAUCUGGCAGCUCGCUACUACAGAGACAUGAACUUCAUCGAAAAGAUGAAAUGCUGGCGGAAUGUCUUCGAACGAAAGGGCUCUGUGAAGAUUGCAGAUGUCAAGAUAGCUUGCCUGCGCGAAUAUGGGAUACCACAGCUUAUCGCAUCGAUCGUGCAAUUGGCAGAUGAUCUCUCGCCUGACAUCUAUUUUCAGAGUGACGACAUUCCUGCUCCGUACAUUUUCGAGCGAUCAUUGGAUCCGUGCCUUCAGUGGACCGCGUGCUUGGAGGAACCUAGGGACGAGGAUACCCUACCAUCGCGGCAGGAGUAUUUGAAGCCGUACGAGAUCAUCCCUCACGCCUUCUUUUCGAGCGCAAAGGAAGUGGUGAUCGACGAUGACGACGACGAGGAAACAUCGGAAGAGGGAAGCUACAGUGAACACAGCGAGGGCGAGCUCAGCGAAGGAGAAGAGGUGGAAGAAGAAACCGGAUCCGAGUGGGAAGCCUUGCCGGAGGAAGCGACGCGUAUGGGAACGGAGGCGGAAGAUCCGGAAGCGGCGUGAAAGCGCGAAGAAAUUGCCACCGGGACGCGCCAGCUGGAGUUCGC
Chara braunii is the source of this 1276-nucleotide messenger RNA. The record is from the annotation of a GenBank genome assembly. NCBI's taxonomy places the organism in Eukaryota, Viridiplantae, Streptophyta, Charophyceae, Charales, Characeae.